AUGAUAAAAUAUUUAAUAUUAUUUAUAUAUUUAAAUUUAUUUAUUACAAGUUCAAAAUCAACAACAGUAUAUAAUUUAUUUUUAAAUCCAAAUUGUACAGAUUUUACUAUUCCAUGUGGAAAUGAUAUAAAUAAUGGUUGUCCGGAUAUAACUACUGCACUGUUAUCAUAUGGUGAAAUAGAAACCAAAGAAACAAGUGUAGUUUUAAAUCUUGGAGAUUUCAUAUUUAGUGGUAUAAACAAUACAAAUUUAUUAUUGUUUGGUAGAAAUAUCACUAUUAAAGGUAGUUCCACUUUGAAUAUGGCAACCAUAGAUAUUGAUAAUAAUGGAAAUUUCUUUACUCUAACGGAUGACAAUCAAAAUAGUAGUAAUCAAUCAACAACUCUAAAUCUACAAUAUUUAUAUUUAAUCGGUGGAAAUGCUUCGAUUGGAGGUGUCAUUACAAUUAAUAGUUCAUCUAGUUGGAGUCAGAUAUAUUUAUCAAUGGAUUCUGUCAAUGCUAUGGGUAAUACUGCUAAUUUAGGUGGUGUUGUUGGAUUAGUUAAUUCUUCUAGUUUGCAAACUGUCGUGAACCUUACAAACUCUGAGUUUAAUAUCAAUACAGCUGAUGAAGGAGCUGUAUUUUACUCAAAGACAGUCAGUAGAUUAGUAAUAAUCAAUUGUAAACUUUAUCAAAACAAUGGAAUUAAGAAUGGAGUUAUAACAUCAUUAAACGGAAAUGUUGGAAUGAGAAAUGUUAAUUUCGAUUCAAAUUCAGCAAGACAAUAUAUUAUUUAUAUGAAUAAUAAUAAUAGAACUUUAAAUUUAAAUGGAAUGACUUUUUAUAAUAAUCAAAUUACAUCUGGAUCACAUAUCUAUCUUUAUGGACCGACCUAUCUCACCAACUCACAACUGACACAUAAUAGAGGUUCGACGGUAAUUCACUAUGCCUCUAGAAAUCAAUUGGUAAUUAUCAACAGUACGUUCGAUUCUAAUGUAAAUAAUAUUGGCGAUCAUGGUAAAGGUGGAGCAUUAUUUAUGUCAAAGAAUACAAGUCUUGUAGUGACUUCUUCGAACUUCACCAAUAACUAUGCUUCUCAAAGUGGUGGUGCAAUCUAUUUCGAAAAAUCAAAAAAGGCAACCUUUGACAAUGUUAAUUUCAUCGGUAACACUGUACCUACUACUACUGACGGUCAAUUUAACUAUGGUAGUGCAAUUCAUAUCCGAUCUAUCAAGCUAUCGUUGAAUAUCACCAAUUCCACAUUCAAUAGUUACGCAUUAGCAUCAAAGACAUUCCCAAUUGUCUGUAACUAUGCAAAAUUGGUACUUAACAAUAUUACAACGAAUGCUGGCAAUCAAUUGGUUUUCUGUAAUGCUAAAUCGUGUGAUCUUAGUGGUGACAGUAGCUCAAUCAAUGGACUUUGUCCAUCGACCACCACCACCUCUGGACACUCGACCACCGGAGGAGGAACACCAUUACAUCCACAUAAAUUCACAGGAGCACAAGCAGCUGGAAUUAUUAUUGGUGCAGUAGCUGGUUUUGGUAUUGUACUGGUCAUUAUCUAUUUUAUUUACAAACAAUAUCACAAACGAAGAUAUCAAACCUUACAAUAA
Messenger RNA from Heterostelium album PN500, 1593 nucleotides. RefSeq lists its product as uncharacterized. The transcript has a single exon. The record is from RefSeq and is a predicted model, not a curated record. NCBI's taxonomy places the organism in Eukaryota, Evosea, Eumycetozoa, Acytosteliales, Acytosteliaceae. Bases 1 to 1593 code for a protein of 530 amino acids.